CAGGUUGUGUUAAAGUCAAACUUUGCUGAUGUGAGCAGAGCUUGUUAACAUGAAACUCACUGGAAUCAUUUGCAUCCAGGAGCGCUAUGGAGCAGUUUUCAACAUGGAGGAGGAGAAACUGUUACCUGUGUCUCAUAAUGGAAGGCAGCAUUUCACUGACAGAAAACUUAUACUGAGUGGAGUAGCAAAACCCUGGCGCCAAACCUCUAACUCCAAAGUGAACAGAAAUGCUGGGGCACUGAAUGCAAAAAGUAUGAGAGCAGUGGUGACAGGAGGUGGAGGCUAUUUUGGAUACAAGCUGGGAUGUGCUCUUGCCAGUGCAGGAGCUUCUGUUGUUCUGUAUGACAUACACAAACCUAUCUGGGAAAUUCCCAAUGGAGUAGUGUGUAUCCAGGCAGAUAUCAGGGAUUACGAUGCCAUGUUUGCAGCCUGUGAAGGAGCUGACUGUGUGUUUCAUGUAGCUUCAUAUGGAAUGUCAGGAAGAGAGCAAUUACACAGAGAAGAGAUUGAAACUGUAAACAUUCAUGGAACAAGAUUUGUCAUUGAUGCCUGCAAACAAAGGAACAUCACUAGGCUGAUAUACACCAGUACAGUAAAUGUGGUGUUUGGAGGGCUUCCUAUUGAAGAUGGUGAUGAAGAAACUGUGCCAUAUUUUCCAGCUGAAAAGCAUGUCGAUCAUUAUUCCAGAACCAAAUCAAUUGCAGAACAAAUGAUACUGGCAGCUAAUGGAACUCCACUAGCAGGAGGUGGAAUACUGUAUACGUGUGUUCUUCGCCCACCAGGAAUCUAUGGACCAGAAGAGCAAAGACACUUGCCAAGGCUAGCAAAAAAUAUUGAGAGAGGUCUGCUAAGCUUCAAGUUUGGGGAUCCUUCUGCUAAAAUGAACUGGGUGCAUGCAGACAAUCUUGUACAAGCUCAGAUUCUAGCUGCUGAAGCUCUCACCCCUGAAAAGGACUACAUAGCUAGUGGCCAGGUGUAUUUCAUUAAUGAUGGUGAAAACUUCAACCUUUUUGAAUGGUUAACUCCACUUUUUGAAAGAUUAGGUUGCAGUAAACCAUGGAUACGUAUUCCUACUUCCUUAGUUUAUGGAUCAGCCAUGAUGAUGGAAUACCUUCACCUGAUGCUGAAGCCAUUUGUUGAACUGUCCCCACUGCUGACCAGAAACGAGGUGCAGAACAUUUCUAUAACUCACACAUUCCGAAUAGACAAGGCCCGGAGCCAGCUGGGGUACAGCCCCGAGAAGUUUGCAUUUGCUGAUUCCGUUGACCACUACAUUAAAACCAGACCAGAAGCCCAGAACCAUCACAUCUUCCUCAAAGUUUUCAGUUUUUUAAUUUUUAGUUUAAGUUUGCUUUUUGUUUCUCUAAAAUUUGAUGGUCUUUCAGUUUUGCAUUUUUUUAAAGAAAUGCAACACUGA
Molecule: messenger RNA, 1417 nt
Organism: Merops nubicus (carmine bee-eater)
Lineage: Eukaryota; Metazoa; Chordata; Aves; Coraciiformes; Meropidae
Product: putative short-chain dehydrogenase/reductase family 42E member 2
Exons: 11
Coding region: 50-1417 (455 amino acids)
Biological process (GO): steroid biosynthetic process
Molecular function (GO): 3-beta-hydroxy-Delta5-steroid dehydrogenase (NAD+) activity
Source: RefSeq, a predicted model, not a curated record